AUGCACGGCUUGGGUUUCGUUUUGCUGGUCACCAUCGGCAUCGCCGCGGCGUGUGAGAGAAUUGUUGCGGCGGUAGAAGCUGAGGCCACGACACAAAUCGACACCGAGGUGCGCAAGUACAUCAACAUCAUGUGCGACAAAGUGCCGUUUGAAAACAUCAAGAAGCAAUGCCUCAAGACGCUGAAUGGGCUCAUCGACCAGCUCGUCGUCUACAUCAAGGACCGGAAGGCGCCGAAAGUGGCAUGCAAGGCCGUCGGACUCUGCAAGGGAGGACAAUCGACUUCACAAAGUUUGCCCAUCGCUACAGAAACCGAGAAAGCGAUCGAGGAAUCCAUGUUAUGCUGGGCGUGCGAGUUGGUGGUUCAGGAGAUUGAAGAAAUGGUAGCGCCGGUGAUCGAAACCGAAAUUGGCAAGGCGAUCAACAACGCGUGCAGCAAGCUGUGGUUCGACAUGCUGAAGGCGAAAUGCGUCACCGUGCUCACCGCGCUUGCCGCCGACCUCGCCCAAUAUAUCGCCGAUCAUCAAGCGCCGAAGGUGGCGUGCAAGGCCGUCGGACUCUGCAAGGGAGGACAGUUCUGUCUCCCGAAU
Mesorhabditis spiculigera is the source of this 588-nucleotide messenger RNA. The record is from the annotation of a GenBank genome assembly. Lineage: Eukaryota; Metazoa; Nematoda; Chromadorea; Rhabditida; Rhabditidae.